Messenger RNA from Tarenaya hassleriana, 3309 nucleotides. Its product is annotated as probable receptor-like protein kinase At2g42960. Gene Ontology annotation, molecular function: protein kinase activity; ATP binding. Bases 1319 to 2863 code for a protein of 514 amino acids. NCBI's taxonomy places the organism in Eukaryota, Viridiplantae, Streptophyta, Magnoliopsida, Brassicales, Cleomaceae. Gene Ontology annotation, biological process: protein phosphorylation. The record is from RefSeq and is a predicted model, not a curated record. The transcript has 8 exons.
GGUCGAGUUCGAAUCGGAUUUCGGACUAAGUCGGAUCGAUCCGAAAGUCUGAGAUUUAUGCGGAUCGAUCCGGUCCGAUCUAAUCCGAUCUGCGUCCGGUAUAUACAAAGUCUGGGUUUUGGGCUUAACUACAUAAACUUAAAAAAAAUCGAGUCUAUCCGAACGUAAUCCCGAAACAUUUGAAUCGAGUACAAAUUCCGACUGGAUCGGACCGAUUGACACCCUACUUUUCGUUCUUUGUAUCGCUAAUUGUUCAAAGAAUGAUGACAGAAAGAAUUAAAUUGCGAUUUUCUUUCUAUUUUUUACUCCAAAAGAUUUCAACCAAGCUAUAAAUCCUACAGUUGUCGAUGCCCAUUUUCUUUGCUUUCCCUUCACUGCUCUCUCUCUCUCUCUCUCUCUCUCUCUCUCUCUCUCUCUCUCUCUCUCUAGUUUCCUCCAUUGCAAACGAAGCUUUCUUUCCAGCUUUAGUAGAGAUUCACCAACCAUCUGGCCCACCUUCGCCCCCUUUUUUUUUGUACCCUCGCAAUUUUUUUUACAGACGUAUUCCUGUCUUCGUAUCCAUGUAUGUGGGUAUACAUACAUAUAUACACGCUCCCCAUAACCCCAUUUUCUUUUCGGUUGAUUAGGUUUCCUGGCUUUUUUCCCUUCUGUUUCCUUGUUCUAAUACCAUUACCAUAAAAUCGAUUUCCUUUUUGUAGAUGUUUCAAUCUUCUGGUUGGCGCGAGAAACUUCAUCUGCAAUUCAACGUCGGCAUAUCUGUGCCUAUUGCGUUCUGCAUUCUCCGAAAUUUUCUUCGGUUCGCUUCAGAAACAAAAAAAAGGAGUGCCCUUUUUCUCUUUUUCUUCGUUUCUACUAUUCCAAGAGGAAGAUAAAUCAAAAGGGCUACGCUUAUUUCGUCGCAUUCUGAGGAAGUGAUGCUUUUCCAGUGUUUUGAGAGUUGGGCAUUUCCUUUUUUCCAGAAUUUUCACGUCAGUAUGCUUGAUUACGGCGGGGCAAUUCAUUGCCUAUUACUUGUUUGUUGAUAUGCCGCAACUAAUUCUUGAAAGAUUUACGCUUUUUGAAUCAUAUAUUAAACACUUCCUUCGCUUGAAAGGUUUACGCUUUUGAAUCAUGGCAUGACUCCUCUUUGUCCUACGGCUUCUGUGUUGCUUGGAGUUGGAAUAACAUCUGAGAGAAUCAGACGUGUUCUUGCCCUCUUGAUGUGCGCAUAUGUUAAUUGGCACUUUCUCUUUGUACUUGGGGGGAAAGUCGUGCUAGGACUUUGGUCGACGUUGUGAAAGAAGGCGAGCCAGUUUUGACAUCAGAUACAAGAUCAAAGAUGAGCAGCCCUUUGGGCGCUGAAAUGUCGAAGACAAUAUCGAUUUUCGGUCUAAAGGGUUUGAAGUUGUGGGUAUUGAUUUGUUUUGUAGUUGGCGUAAUCAUAGUUUUGGUUCUCUGCAUCUUAUCUCUCUGGGUUACUUUCCGUCGAAAAUCCAGAAAAUCAACAGAUAAGUUCCCCUUCAACCAGAUACCAUAUGUGUCGAAAGAUAUCAGGGUUGACAGAGUUGGGCUUCAGAGUCAGAACUCUCACCCUGAGAGUUUGCAUCUCACAGUAAAUGAUCAUAAAUCCAGUGACAGAAACUCGGAGAAAAUGAUGACCUAUUUGGGCAGAAGCAAGUCCAGUGAUAACGAUAAUUUAAGUCAAUGUAGCUCGGUGCAUCAUCACGAGAGAGCUUGCAGCUCGCAAUCUGGUGAAGAAGGAAGCUUUGGAGGGACUGCUUGGAGGCAAUCUUCAUUAUCAUAUGGAGGGCUUGUAACAGCAUCACCCUUGAUCGGUUUGCCAGAUAUAUCACAUCUUGGUUGGGGACAUUGGUUUACCCUUAGGGAUCUCGAGCUAGCCACAAACCGUUUUGCUGCAGAGAAUGUGCUUGGUGAGGGUGGUUAUGGAGUAGUUUACAGGGGUAGACUCGUGAAUGGUACCGAGGUUGCUGUGAAGAAGCUUCUGAACAAUAUGGGACAAGCAGAGAGGGAAUUCAGGGUUGAAGUUGAGGCAAUUGGUCAUGUACGGCACAAAAACCUUGUUAGACUUUUAGGAUACUGCAUAGAGGGAGUUCACAGGAUGCUUGUUUAUGAGUAUGUCAAUAAUGGUAACUUAGAACAAUGGCUACAUGGAGCCAUGCGCCAACAUGGCGCUCUCACUUGGGAAGCCCGCAUGAAGAUCAUUCUCGGUACCGCACAAGCGCUUGCUUAUUUGCAUGAAGCAAUUGAACCGAAAGUAGUGCACAGAGACAUAAAAGCAAGCAAUAUAUUGAUUGAUGAUGAGUUUAACUCGAAAAUCUCUGAUUUCGGAUUAGCCAAGCUCCUGGGCUCUGGUGAGAGUCACAUUACGACCAGAGUCAUGGGCACCUUUGGCUAUGUAGCACCAGAAUAUGCUAAUACAGGAUUGUUGAAUGAGAAGAGCGACAUCUACAGCUUCGGUGUUCUGCUUCUUGAAGCUGUGACUGGAAGGGACCCAGUUGACUAUGGACGUCCUGCUAAUGAGGUGAAUCUCGUUGAAUGGCUGAAGAUGAUGGUCGGGACAAGAAGAGCUGAAGAAGUUGUUGACCCGAGCAUUGAAACCAAACCCAGUACACGUGCUUUGAAACGUGCCCUUCUAGUGGCACUGAGAUGUGUGGAUCCUGAGGCAGAGAAACGGCCAAAAAUGAGUCAGGUUGUACGGAUGCUUGAAACAGAUGAACACCCGUUUCUUCAGGACCAGAGGAGCAGAAGGAGCAGAACGACGAGCAUGGAAAUUGUCGAAACUACAGAGGAAGCAACCGGCACUAGCAAAGGGCCUGGCCAUUCAGAGAGCCAUACUUCGAGACCUGAGAAAGCUCCUGAAUAGGAAGAAGAUAUCACUUGUUCCGCUUGACAACUAAAUACACGCUUCAUUUUCCGGACGAGUUUCCCGCUUGUGGAGCAGAUAAACGAGUUGGAUUACAAAGAGAAUCAAAUCUCACGAUCUUGAGAUUUCAGAUGACGGAAGAAUGGCUCUUGUUGUAUCUAACACCCUGUGGAGUAAGUGAUGGCCGAAGCAAUGCCAAGGGGCGGCUUUUCGAUUUCUUGAUCGAUAGCGAGUUUUUUCUGAUGCAAAAAAAGGCGUUUUUUUCCUUUCUUCUGAAAGUAUCUUUCUCUCUUGCUUUCAUUCCUUCACUGUUACUCUGAUGGAGAUCUCAUUUUCUGGUUCUUGCCAUAUAGGCUUCAACUUUGGUAGCUUUUUUUUCUAAGCCUCCUUAAUGUUUUUGUACAAGAGAGUUAAUGUAUUUGGGUAUAUGAUCAGAGUUUUGAGUA